GGCACAUUGAGGGAGCUGGAGCUCCGCCCCCUUUGCCCGGCAUCCCCCUCGCCGCCGCAUCCAAGAUGGAGGAGUACGCUCGUGAGCCCUGCCCCUGGAGAAUUGUGGAUGACUGUGGUGGUGCUUUCACUAUGGGUACCAUAGGAGGUGGUAUCUUCCAAGCAAUCAAAGGUUUUCGCAAUUCUCCUGUGGGGGUAAGCCACAGGCUUCGAGGCAGUUUGACAGCCAUCAAAACCAGAGCACCACAAUUGGGAGGUAGCUUUGCAGUUUGGGGAGGUCUCUUUUCCAUGAUUGAUUGCAGUAUGGUAAAAGUCAGAGGAAAAGAAGAUCCAUGGAAUUCCAUCACAAGUGGUGCCUUAACUGGAGCCAUAUUGGCAGCAAGAAAUGGACCAGUGGCCAUGGUUGGUUCAGCUGCAAUGGGUGGCAUUCUUCUUGCUUUAAUAGAAGGAGCUGGUAUCCUGUUAACAAGAUUUGCAUCUUCACAAUUUCCAAAUGGACCCCAGUUUGUUGAAGAUCCUUCCCAGUUGCCUCCAUCCCAGUUGCCACCCUCACCAUUUGGAGACUACCGGCAGUAUCAAUAAUGAGACUGUUGCCCUGAGGUUUCUUAUUAGAAUAUGAUUUUUAGUUCUAGAAGGAUUCUGGAAGACCAAGUUACAGUUGGAUUUGGACAAGAAGGGCUGAAUACUCUGAAGAAACACUUAGCACUUUCUCUAUUUAAAGGAACCUGGGACAGAAAGUCUAAAAGCUUAAAUUUUAUUUAUUCAUACUUGGAUUGCAUUUCUAAUAAAAUUAAAUGUCUAGUAUCAUUAAAAAGGAAAUACUUUAAGUGCUUAGAAGAUGAAGGACCAAAGAGUAUUGAAAUUGAUUUCCUUAUGGACUUUACUGCCUGGUUUGUUGUUCUGUGGUUCAAACAAUAAUGCCCCUUGGAACUUGUUCUUUCUUUCAAGAUCAGUAGUAAUGCUCUACUUUUCAUCCUCAAAUACUUCAUCUUCUCAACAAAAAUAGAUUUAAACCUGCAUGUAUUGGAGUUAGAAUCUUUUCUUACUCCUGAAAUGGAUUGUGUAUGAAAAUGAUGCCAACCCAGCACAGGUUAUUUUUAGUAAAAUACUUUAAGCAUCGAAGGGAUACGGUAAAGUGCUGAUUUUUCUCACAACAACAUCGCCUUACAGGGAAAGUGAAAUAUGCUGUGCCCUUUUGAGGCUGUCAACUACAAGACUUCUCUGAGGCUACUAUGCCUUGGUUUCUGACCAUUAGAAAUCUCACCAGAAAUGACUGAUAUCCAAAAUGCUUGGUCCCAUAAAAGAGGAGCUCAGAGCUGGAAUAGUUUUCAUUAUUGGAAAAGUUUGUUGUUUAUUUGUGGAAUUGAAAAUAAAAUAUGGAAAAUUUUUGUGA
Molecule: messenger RNA, 1392 nt
Organism: Vombatus ursinus (common wombat)
Lineage: Eukaryota; Metazoa; Chordata; Mammalia; Diprotodontia; Vombatidae
Gene: TIMM17A
Product: translocase of inner mitochondrial membrane 17A
Exons: 6
Coding region: 66-581 (171 amino acids)
Biological process (GO): protein import into mitochondrial matrix
Cellular component (GO): TIM23 mitochondrial import inner membrane translocase complex; mitochondrial inner membrane
Molecular function (GO): transmembrane protein transporter activity
Source: RefSeq, a predicted model, not a curated record